AUGAACACGGACGACCAGAACUGGGGAUCCAACAACAACGGCAACAACGGCUCCGGACGCUCGCCCGCACGGGACGGCGGCCGUGAAGGAAGAAAUGGCGACGCCCCGCGCCGCUCGAGCAGGAGCAGGAGCCCCGGAGCCACCCGUGGCGGGGAUGACAGAGGUCGUAAUGAAAGCAGUUCGAACCCUGGAAACAACUUGCACGUCUCUGGGUUGAGCCACAAAGUGGACACCCGGGACUUGGAAGCGGCAUUUGCUAAAAUUGGCAGGGUCAAGAAGGCUUCGGUGAUGUAUGAUCCACACACACGGGAGUCGCGUGGGUUUGGAUUUGUGACGAUGGAGAGUGCAGAGGAAGCCGAGGCUGCUGUGGCUGCUCUUAACGCUACUGAGCUCAUGGGCAAGAUUAUCAAUGUCGAAAAGGCACGCCGUGGACGAGCCAGGACACCCACUCCUGGAAGGUACUAUGGCCCUCCCAAGCGCAGUGACUUUGAACGUCCCUACGACCCCAGACCGUACGACAGCCGAUACUCCCGCGACUACGAUGAUCGUCGCGGCGGACGCGGAGGGGGCCGCGACGACUACCGUGGUGGAAGGGACUACGAUAGGCAUAGAUACGAUGACCGUGAUCGUGACCGCGACCGUGGCUACGGCCGAGACAGGUACGACGAUAGGAGACACUAA
Messenger RNA from Psilocybe cubensis, 681 nucleotides. RefSeq lists its product as uncharacterized. Lineage: Eukaryota; Fungi; Basidiomycota; Agaricomycetes; Agaricales; Agrocybaceae. The coding region runs from base 1 to 681 and encodes 226 amino acids. Gene Ontology annotation, molecular function: RNA binding. Gene Ontology annotation, biological process: positive regulation of mRNA splicing, via spliceosome. The record is from RefSeq and is a predicted model, not a curated record. The transcript is spliced from 5 exons. Gene Ontology annotation, cellular component: spliceosomal complex.